Molecule: messenger RNA, 1239 nt
Organism: Alternaria incomplexa
Lineage: Eukaryota; Fungi; Ascomycota; Dothideomycetes; Pleosporales; Pleosporaceae
Exons: 4
Coding region: 1-1239 (412 amino acids)
Biological process (GO): transmembrane transport
Molecular function (GO): transmembrane transporter activity
Source: RefSeq, a predicted model, not a curated record
AUGAAGAUGAUUGUCCCUGAGAAGAUUGGCUUCUACUCUGGGAUCGUAAGCUCGGUAUUCGCUUUGGCAAACCUACUAGGGCCUCUACUUGGUGGAAUCAUCGCUGAUCGAACAACUUGGAGAUGGAUAUUCUUCAUGAAUGGCCCCAUCAUCGGUGUCGCAAUAGCAAUGUUGUUCUUCUCGAUGCCUGCAUUCGACGACGGUAGAACGAAUCUGCAACGCAUACGCCAUUUGGACAUCUAUGGUGGCAUAUUGUCUGUCUGCUGGCCUAUACCUCUCAUCUACGCCCUUCAGGAAGCCGGUGUGUCGCAUGCCUGGGGCAGUGGUGUCAUCAUCGGACCACUGGUAGCUGGAGUCGCUCUCCUAGUACUCUUUGGGUUGUAUGAGUAUUGGAUAUCGUCCAGAACGCAGAAAGCCCCCAUCUUUCCCGUACAAUUUCUUCGGAAUGCACCCAUGGCGUUGACCCUGUUGAGUCAGUUUCUCUUAGGAUUCGCCUUUUACGUUGCCUUCGUCCAGCUGCCACAACGCUUUCAGGGAGUGAACUUUACAAGCGCGGAGCGUGCCGGUAUCCUUCUGCUUCCUGCUACCGUUGUGACUCCGAUUGGUGCUAUGGCGUCUGGACUAGCAGUAAAGAAGGCACCAGUUGAGAUUGUCUUGAUUGGCUCGACCGCGAUCGUAUGCGUUGGUAUUGGACUUCUUAGUAGUUUGCCGACCUACUCUCACCUGUGGCCUGGACUGUACGGUUACGAAAUUAUUACUGGUCUUGCUUUGGGUCUUGCAAGUCCGCCAUAUUUCGUGCUUGUCGCUACCUCAAUUCUAGAAAAGGACAUCGCUGUGGGUACCGGAGCGCUCAACAUGGUGCGGACGCUUGGCGGAUGUGUCGCCGUCGCCAUCUGCUCUGCAAUCCAUCGCGAGCAGUUGAACACAGGGCUGUCCAAUUUUUUGAGUCGCGAGGAAAUCAGGGAAAUGCAAAGUUCGACAUCGUUGAUUGCGCACUUACCGGAUGCGGCGAGGGAUCGUGUUGGUGUUGUCUUUGACAAUAGGCAGUUCCAAGUCAUGCUGGCGUUCACAGGACUCAAUGUCAUCGUCGCGGUCAUUUUAGCCAUCGUCAGAAAGCGAUCCGGGCUAUUCGGCCUCAUACCUGAAAGGAAAGAAGGGAAUGAGUAUGUGGAGGCUAAAAUCGACCAGAGCGGGCCCGCAUCGAGUGGAGUGCUGGCUCAAGAUACUUGUGAGAAAUAG